UAUGAUUUCCAAAAGAAGUUUAUCUAAGGGUCCAUAAAGUUUCAAAGUACACAUUAGAAGAUUGCCUCCACUUUGUAGAGAAGAAGAAUUUAAUGCAACUAUUUAAGAAUACAUGAGUGAUAUAGUGAUGAAAUAUUAUGUAAAAGGCAAAUUGAAGUAAUAAUUUUAUCCAUUAUAAGAGAAUAAGAAAAAAUAGAUUCAAGAUGUUAUUUAUUUUUCAACAGUGAAUCCUCAAUGAAUCGAUUCAUCUAAGGAUAUAAAAAAGUAUUCUGCGAUGAAAAAGGCUUAUAUUAUCUACCUGAUAUUGGAAAAGCUUUGCUUUAAAAUUAAUAGGAUUUAUUGAGAAAUAAGCCAAAACCAUUAGAAGGUGAAUAUUAGAAAACAGAACUCUAUAAGAAAUUUUUAAAGGUUUAAGAAGAGGAACAAUUAUAAUAAUUGGAAAAGGAAAAUGCUUAGAUUUAAUAAUUAAAGGAAGAGCCAAUAAAUGUAGAAGAUAAACCAAAGAAAUUUGAGAAAGUUAAAACGCAUAUAAUUAUGGAAUUAGAGAAGGAAUAUUAGAAGAAGAAAGAAUUGAAGACUUAAAUAGAUAAUUUGACAACCACAAAAAACAUCAUCAAAUUAAAAUGUGAAGAGGAUGGAAGAAUAAUUGAAAGAACAUUUGUAAUAAAUUAGAUUAAUAAUUAUAGAUUUUCGUACCUAAAGCAAAAAAUUGAA
Messenger RNA from Paramecium pentaurelia, 714 nucleotides. Lineage: Eukaryota; Ciliophora; Oligohymenophorea; Peniculida; Parameciidae. The record is from the annotation of a GenBank genome assembly.